AAAGGAAACCCAAAUUCUCCCUGCCAGCAGUAGAAUUAGGAUCAUAAUCAACCAGAACCUGAACCAGAACAAUAAUCCCAAGUCGUUUUCACAAGAUCAAACAAGAUGAAGAACGUUUUCACCAUCCUUUUCCUAGCUCUCGUCGGCUCUUUCGUGGCGGGCUUGCCAGCGGCUGCCAACGAGAGAAGAGCCAUCUCGUCGAAUGCAUUUGAAAUUGCAGCCCGAGCAUUGGAACUGGUGCCACGAGCCCAGGUUGGAAGCAGAGCCUCCAACCAAACCGAGAGCGUCCCCAGGUCUCUAAGCGCGAGACAAGGAAACAGCACAUCUUCGUUCGGAAGCAGCGGAAGUGGAAGCGGAAACGAGGCUCGUUCUGAGAUAGUCCCAAGAGCCUUCAACUCGUCUGACGAUAAUGAAGCUCGUUCAUUAUUCGCACGAAAGGGCAACAGCACCGAUGCCGAAACCGAGAAGCGCGCCCCAGGCGUGAAGCGAGUCCACGUCGAGGCUCGCGCCUUCAACUCAAGCAGUGCCUAGAUGCACUCGCACGCAGUCACCCCAUGCGCAGGUCAUGCAGGGAAAGAUGGAGGAAUUAAUGGUAUAUAGGUACGCGACUAGCAGCCAGCAAUGUUUGGAACGAGGACGAAGGAUGAGAUGAAAGACGCAGUGACGUCGUCGUUGUCGUCGCCCGGCUCGCGGCUUUAACUUGAGCUGGGCUUCAGAGUACAGAUUUUACCCCGGGAGGGGAUCUAGAUAGAUUUGAUUUUUCAUAGUUAGGGAACCCUAGUCAAUCCUUUCGAACUAUGGCGCAACGCGUAGUUCUUCCAA
This is a messenger RNA of Annulohypoxylon maeteangense, 822 nucleotides long. RefSeq lists its product as uncharacterized. The record is from RefSeq and is a predicted model, not a curated record. NCBI's taxonomy places the organism in Eukaryota, Fungi, Ascomycota, Sordariomycetes, Xylariales, Hypoxylaceae. The transcript is spliced from 5 exons. Bases 106 to 531 code for a protein of 141 amino acids.